AUAAUCCUUCAGUGUGCUGUGCAGUGUCAGGGCAGAGAGUGCAGUGCAUGCCCCUCCUCCACUCUGUGUCAUGUAAUGGGAGAGCUGGCUGUGCUGCCUUCCUGUCUCUUGUCUGCCUGGGACUCUCCAUUCUCUCCUAUCCAUAGCGCUGUGCGGGCGAUGCAGCUCUCCUAGACCAUAGCGCUGUGCGGGCGAUGCAGCUCCCUGUGCCCCGGCUAGGCGCCCUCUAGGUCCCGCACCCCAUCCUGAGCGGAACCCAGCCGCUGGCCCCACCAUGAGUAAAAGCCAAGAUGCCUGCAAACCCCUCUCCAUAAACUUCACCAUCGACAGCAUCCUCAAGCUAAACUCCAGGAGAUCCGACGGCAACAAAACACAGAGGGACUUCAUAGAGAGGACCAUAGAUGACAGCAGAGAGCUGUGCAAACACUCAGCGGAGCCGGAGGAGGAGCGGAGGGCCACAGAGGACAAGAGGGGCCCCUUACUGACCGCACAAGACACCAGAUGCCUCCUGACCUCCACCCAAAGCCUUACCUACUGCACCGAGCAGUCCUCAAAGCACUCCAGAGACUUACCUUUCAGGGAAGACCUCGCUGACAGCUCGGUGGAUGGGCCCUCACCGUCGCCCGAUCAGCUCGGUAAGAAGAGCAAGCUCCUGGCCAAGAAGAAGACCCGGACCAUCUUCUCCAAGAGCCAGAUCUUCCAGCUGGAGUCCACCUUCGACAUGAAGCGCUAUCUCAGCAGCGCCGAGCGUGCCUGUUUAGCGAACUCCUUACAAUUGACUGAGACUCAGGUGAAAAUCUGGUUCCAGAACAGAAGGAACAAGCUGAAAAGACAAAUGUCAGCAGAACUGGAGGGCCCCGGAUCUGUGGAAACUGCUGGGGACCUCUCAGUCCUCUACAAAGACAAUUCUUUCUUGAAUAGGUGCGUCUUGCCAAUGCCCUUCCCUGUCAUCUACCCUGGGAGCACCAUUCCCUACCUGUGCUUCCCCAAUCCCGGCAAAUACUACAGCCUUACCGAUGGGGACGUAUAAUAUGGCGCACAUGGCUACAAACUGUCGCAAGGCGAUCUACUUCUUCUUCUUCCAUAUCACGAAGCCACUACGAGGAAUUAAUACUUUGUCAGUUUGUGUUUCUGACCUAUCACUGUAAGGGAAGGGGAGGAUUUAUUUUUUAAUAAUAAUUAUUAUUAUAUCUUACUAUUAUCUGCCUACAGCAUGUACACUUAUUUUUGUACCUUUUUAAGAAAAAAAAACUUGAACCCACACCAUUUAUCUAAUUUAAUUCGUCCUAUGCAAGAUACUUUACGAAAGGGAUUUGUGUUCCUGUAUAUGUGCACUUUCCUGCCCUGAUACAGUGAUUCUUUAAUAUCAUUAACAGGUUCAAUUCACAAAGCUUCGUCAGGGGGACUGCCCUGAUACAGUGCUUCUUUAUAUCAUUAACAGGUUCAAUUCACAAAGCUUCGUCAGGGGGAUAAGAAUCGCCAUUAUUAUCGUAUGUUUCAUUGGACUGAAAAAUAAACUUUUUUUUUAUUUAA
Rana temporaria (common frog) is the source of this 1533-nucleotide messenger RNA. RefSeq names its product homeobox protein HMX2-like. Gene Ontology annotation, cellular component: nucleus. The transcript is spliced from 2 exons. Gene Ontology annotation, molecular function: DNA-binding transcription factor activity, RNA polymerase II-specific; RNA polymerase II transcription regulatory region sequence-specific DNA binding. Gene Ontology annotation, biological process: regulation of transcription by RNA polymerase II. Lineage: Eukaryota; Metazoa; Chordata; Amphibia; Anura; Ranidae. The coding region runs from base 275 to 1030 and encodes 251 amino acids. The record is from RefSeq and is a predicted model, not a curated record.